Porites lobata is the source of this 8274-nucleotide messenger RNA. The record is from the annotation of a GenBank genome assembly. NCBI's taxonomy places the organism in Eukaryota, Metazoa, Cnidaria, Anthozoa, Scleractinia, Poritidae.
UACUUGAUACAGGUGAUUUAUUUUACAUUAUUAGCUCCGUCAGAGAUUCUUGCCCGAGGAAGGCUAGCUAUUGAAGCCUACAGAAAAGCCCUUUUGGAAGGAGAAGGUUACGCAAGAAGAGUUCCCGUCAUGAUAAUUGGCCAGGCACGGACAGGAAAAACCAGUCUGAAGAGGUCGCUAAAAGGGGAAUUGUUCAAUCGAAAUGAAGGAAGCACGGAAGGGAUAGAGACAGAUCCGUCCUAUUUUAAAGUCUCGACAGACGUCUGGAGGACAGGUCAGAAAAGAGAAGAUGCCGAAUCAGAGCCAACGUUUUUGUUAGACCACCAGGUAGCCCAAAAGAUAUUUGAAAGCUUAAGGGAAGGAGACCGCUUAGUAGUCGAGCAAAUGGAAGCGAAUUCAUUGCCUACUGAACGUUCUGGGGAAUCUAGUAGUAGCUGGAUCGAGUCUUCACUUCAAGACUCCAAAGUGGUCGAGAAGGUCAAACCCUAUUCAUUGCGUACAGGAGAUCUGAGCAGUAGCAGAACCGAGCUGUCACUUCACUGCUCCAAUGUAUCUGAAAAAGCCCAAACCAGUUCAUCAGUUACAGAACAGAGCGGGAGCGAUCCAUCAUUUCAGGACUCCAAAGAGCAUCUUUCUGUACCAGAAUUACCAGAAAACAUAGCAGCAUUGGUUCAAAAUUUGCUUGAACAUAGCCAAGAGUUUGAAGACGAAGACAACAUAUAUUCAAUCAUUUGGGAUUUUGGAGGACAGUCUGUUUACUACGCCACACAUCCAAUUUUUCUGACCAAACAAGCCAUCUACAUUUUAGCAUGUGAUCUAAGUCGUGAUCCAGACCAGAAAGCCACUGCUCCUACGCAAAAAGGCAUGUAUGAGAAUAAAAUAGACACUCACUGCAAAAAAACAAAUCUCGACUAUCUUGAUUUUUGGAUGACAUCAGUUUAUUCUUUGGUUAGCCCAAACACUAACCGUCAGGAAACUCUGUCAUCUGAAAUGUUGCCUGCAGUAUUCUUGGCGUGUACGCAUGCUGACAAGCCUUACAAAAACAAGGCUAAUCCAAAAACACUUGCCGAAAAAAUCUUUGGCACCUUAAGAGACAAUGUUUAUGGUGAUCUUUUAAAAGACGUCUUUGUAGUAGACAACACAAAGUCAGGCAGUGAUGAAGAGUGCCAAGACGUGAAAAAUCUGAGAGAAGCAGUACUUUCUCUUGCCAAAGAGCUUCCACAGAUGGAGGAGGCAAUUCCUUUAAAGUGGUUGAAGUAUGAAAAGGUUCUCCGUCUAUUAAGCAGGGAAGGCUAUAAUUGGAUACCCAUCGAGCACGCCAGACAGAUUGCCUCUCACGAGUGUGGAAUUGAUGACGAUGAACAGUUUCGAACACUGCUUAACUUUUUACACGACCAGAGAAUUUUGAUUCAUUUUAGUGAAACACCAAAUUUGGAAAAAAUGGUUAUUUUGAGCCCACAGUGGCUCAUUGACAUCUUCAAGGAGGUGAUUACUGUUAGACAUUUCAAGCAAACGGACAAAGGAGUUGCGAGAUUAUGGCGUAAUUUUGAAAAGACUGGAAUCUUAGACAAAAACUUUUUAAAUCAUGCUUGGGGACCCUUGUCUGAUAAUCGAGAAACCUUCGAGAGCCUCAUUGCUAUAAUGGAGAAAUUUAGCCUCCUUUGUGCAUGGCCCUCAGACGGGACCACUCAGAAGUACCUUGUACCAUCCAUGUUAAUGUCUCCCCCAACAGAUGAUCUCCUUAAGCACCUUGAUUGUGUACGGACCCCUUCACUUUUUGUGGCGUUUGAAUCAGGCAGAGUUCCACAGGGCUUGUUCUCGCGGCUUGUUCUGCAGUUUUAUCGGUUGUGUCAAGAAGAAUGGAAGAGCGAGAUAAAUCCUGAAUUGUUCAAUAGUUUUGCUAUGUUUCACAUUCUUCCUGACCGUGCAAUUUCCUUAGUAUUUAUUUUGCAUUCCUCGUCUAUCGAAAUAGUUUUUCAUGAUGGAAAGGAUGUUCGUGAUCUGAAUACAAGCCGCACAAUUUAUUCGCAACUGAAAUGUCUUCUUAGACAUAUUUGCGAGGAGUUCUUCUGGUUGAAGCACGUGAAGUACGAAAUGUGCGUUUGCUGUCCUGUGUGUUCUCAUGAAGACGGUGUCAAGUGCCGUGCUCAUGGCAGGCGUGGUUGCGAGUGCUUGCACCUUUUGUCGGAGUCAGAGUUGCGUAAGCAGCAACAUUGCGUCAAAGGAGGCAUUAAAGCGGAUCUCACGAUUGACAUCAGGCAGUUUGAACAUUGGUUUGCUCUCUUAGAUUCUCAGCAUAGCAGGAUUCCGUUCACUCAGGUUAGUUCUUAAAUUCGCUUUUCCUAAACACGAUUGCGAGUGGCUCAUUCGCCAGCCAAGAAACUUUCGGUACAAGCUUCGGUCGAGAUGGUUUCUGAGAUAGUUUGGGUGGACAAACAUUGAUGGGUAUUUCACAAAAUAAUAAUAUUAUUAUUAUUAUUAUUAAUAUUAUUUUUAUUUAUUAUUGAUAUUAUAAUUGUGUCGAUAACAAAAUGCUUGAAUCUGAUUGGUUCUUAACAGCCCAUAUUUAUAGCUUAAUUUUGCUAUUGUAACUCAAAAACAGUCUGAUUUGACCUGUCCGAUUACCAGGGGAUGGUAAUCGGACAGGUCAAAUCGGACAGUUAAAGAACCAAUGAAAAUCAAGUAGGAAAUACCACUAGCCAAUGAAAUUCCUCAAAUUCCUUGUUAGCAGAAUGUCAAUCAAAAUCGAUGAAAAAUAGUGACCAGGUACAGGGGCGGAUCUAGGGAGAGGGUGCAGGGGGUGCGCACCCCCCCGCCCCCCCACCACCCGAGAUAAGCUGCGGCUUUCUAAUACAACUGGUAUUCUGCAAAAAAAAAAAAAACUAUGUGGUUUAUUGGUGUUGAAGUAGAGCAAGAGACGAGUGCACCCCCUCCUAAAAAAAAUCCUGGAUCCGCCCCUGAGGUAAGAGAUCCAGCUUCAACUGGAAAAGAGAAAGGGAUGAAACUAGCUGUUCCAGAGACUUUUAUUUACAUUAAUAAAUAUUCCAAGACUGAGAUUCUCGCAUUUUGUUAUUGACACAAUUAAUUGGUAAUAGGACUUCGUGUCGUACAACGCAGGGGUAAUUGGGCUCGUAGUUUCAAAUCGGAAAUUUGAAAUUACUCGCCCAAUUACUCCCUGAAUUGUACGACACGAAGUCCUAUUACAAUUACUUAUCAGAAACGGUGAAAAUCUAAUAUCAUUGUUUGGUAUUUGAUAAAGGAUGCUUGGCUGGAGUUGCAUUCCAGAAUCCAUAAUUAAUAGUUCUUAUGAUCUAUAGUCAUUUGCUGUAUCUGUAUCUUUACAGCAGCAAGAUGUGACUCAACGUGACAACAGUGAAGAACAGCGCAUAACUCCUAAGAAAGGUAAGCCCACUUAUUGUGGUAGUUACUUUUUUGGCAAACAUAAAUAUAGGCCUUUUGCAGAAGUUGGUCAUGUGAUUAAGCGGGAUUGUAGCCAUAGACAGCUGUUUCGCCCCUUUGGGGCUCUUCAGUAUGGCGUAACAACCAAAGAAACCUCUGAUGGCGUGAUUCUGUGGGUGUUGAGAGUUCUAGGUUAGGGCUUAAAUCAGAGUGAGCGGAUAUUUUCAUCAGAGCUUUCUCUGGUUGUUGCGCCAUACUAACGAGCCCCAAAGAUGGCGAAACAGCUGUCUAUGGCUACAAUCCCUCUCUGUUUUGAGUUCUUUCGGUGUCGUGUUCAUGAUGUCUUGCAGAGUUAAUUUUCCUGUAGUACGAUCAGCAUUGCUGUAUUCUGCUUGCAGAAUUGAAUAUGUCUACUUUUUAUUUUUGCUGAUCAGGUCUUUAUAGAUCCUACGUUCUUCGGCAUAUUCGUUUGCGGUCCUUUGCAGUCCUUUGUGGUUAAUGUUUGUAACUAUUCAAUGUAAUUGUCUUAUUUAUUGUUAUUUCGAAGUGAACCCUCUUGAUGAGUUUUUUUUACUCUAAGGACAAACUUUGUCAAUAAAACAUGUUAAAAUACAUUACAAAAAAAAAAACGGACGUAAAAUAUCAAUUUUUAAUGUGGAAACAUUUACUCCCCCCCCCCCCCUUCUUGCCUUAUCACCCCUCCCUUUCGAACGCACUCCCCUAAUUAAUUUGGAUUUAUUUAUUUAUUUGCAAGACCUUUACAGAGCAAGAACGAUACAAUGGGGAGGGUCAAACAACAGAGCGACGCUCCAAUAGGCCCUUCCACGGUUUUUUCAACCUUUUUCAUGACUCUAAGGAAAAAUUCGUCGACACCUCUGGAAAGAAGGCCUUAAAAUUAGCAAAAUUGUCAAGUCUUAAAGUGACACGUCGUAAACGAGUGAAGGUAUAGCUCCGCAAAGUUGUGAAAAUUUACAGAAGUUUGCAUGGUAGGAGGAGGGGGGGAGUUCGUGCGCCCCCCCCCCCCCACCAUAUAAACGUCUGUAAAAGAAGAAGAAGCUAUAUCUUGAUUAGUUUUCAACAAAUCACUUUCAAACUUGGCAAGGUUGCUAAUGUAAAGGCGCUCUUUCUAGCGAAGUUGACAAAUUUUCCCAAACAUGUCCACAUCAAAAAUUAAAAAAAAAUAGAAAGGUUUAUUAAAGUGCGCCCUUGAGAAAUAUUAACACCCCUCUCGACAUUGUUGUAAGAUCUUGGGAAGAGAUUAAAAAACCCGUUUAAAUUUCGUCAUAACCGGAGAUGCAUGAGGUCGAAUCUUGACAGCUCUUAAUAAGUCCCUGGGUUUUUUUUAACCAUGCAAAACGAAAAUAGAGUCUGAACUCAACUUAACUUUGUCACAAAAUCGUCGUAACAUUUUUUUGCUUCCAAAUGUUGAACCCGUUAGAUGUGAAGCAUCUUUCUUACCUAUUGGUCAACUCGUCCAUGCGCAAUGUAGCUAAUAAACAUGUCUUUUUGAUAAACGCGAUUACUUAUUCGUAAGGGUUGUGAGAAAAUUUGGACUGUUUAGUGACAACAUGGUCAUUAAUCAUUUCAACAAUACUCAUUGCUUUUUUUUUUUUUACAGAAACUGCGUCGGAAAGAUCUGCCAUUGUUCCACCAGAAGUCAUCAUUAAUCAGCUUAAGAGUCGGGAUCUUCCCAAACAUGUGACACAUUUUGAUGAAUGCCGACUGCCAGUCGACAUUUUGUUGCUUACGGUCGAGGAUUAUGAAUUUCUAAGCUGUCUGUCAUAUCUGAACCCUGGUUUCUGUAAGACUUUUCAUAGAGAUCUUGGCUUUGUGUACCUCGGAGAUAUGGGAGAGGAUGAAAGGAAGUUAAACAUUGCUGUAAUGUGCUGCUACAGGGGUUCCACCUCUCCAGGGGGAUCCAUGGUUGUUGUAUUGAACGCUGUCAACGUCUUAAGACCCAAAGCAGUGUUCUGUGUGGGUUGCUGUAGGAGCUUAGACUACGACAAAGUAAAACUUGGAGACAUAGUAAUGUUAGACAAGUUAAUUACAUAUGGCCCGUGCAAAAUCACGGAGGGUGGCAUUGAAGAACGUGGAGUUAAAGUUCCACUGAAGUCCGGUCUUUUAAAGGUGAAAUUAAGGGCUGGUGAUGGCUGGAAACCACCUUUAAGAAAUCCGGAAGCACUCGAGGUGAAGAUACAUCAUGGCACGAUUCUGAGUGGACCCGUAGAAAUAAUUGAUAGCCCCAAGCAUUGUAAGGCACUCAUUGAACGAUUCCCAGAAGCAGUUGCUAUGGACGAGGAGGGUGAAGGUGAGUUUUUGGCAAGAGUGAACUUUUUGUAACCUUGGCCAUUAGACCGUAUGUAGGCAGGAUGACUUAAGUCAGUAUUCUGCUUACAUCAAUCUUGCCCGCGCUCCUACAUGUCCUAUGUUAAGUGAUGGAGAAAUCUGGCGGCCUCUUCCGGAUGAAGGAUACAGGUUCGAGAUACUAUGGGCUAGGAUGAGGUGGGAAGAGAGAAAAACAAACCAUCCGGAUAUAGGUGCCGUGUGGUGGAGAGCGGGCAAGGCGAGGUGCAUGGCCAUAACAACAACCUGUGUGACUUGUCUCAAAGAUGAUAAUGAAAGCAUGGUGUAUGUGUCUUAUUCAGUCGCUUGGGCAAGACCGCGCUAAAUAGUACAGAGUAGACUCCCGAUAAUUCAAACCUUCAAGGGAAACGGAAAAAAGUUCGAGUUAUCGGGAGUUCGAGGUAUAGAGGGUAAAAUUAUAUAGAAAAUGUUCUAAAAGGAAAUGAAAAUUGGUUCGAGUUAUAGAGGGUUCGAGUUACCGGGAGUCGACUUAUCCUAUUUACAUCAAUCUUGCCCGCGCUCCUAUGCUAAGUGAUGGAGAAAUCUGGCGGCCAACGUACGAAUAAUGCUUUCGGAGGCAUCCCACUACCAACACGAAGACAACACCCCACACACCCAAACUCAAAACCCCCAGCCUUAAUACCCACACUAAAGAAAAACAAACAGGAACUUUUGUUCUGGAGCCACAAAAACAUAUUAACAAAACCAGGGAACAAUAAAUUUAGCACAAGUUAGUCGCCAUAACUAAAUAAAACGCUCGGCAGUCAAUUCAGUCAAUCCCGCUGAGGAUUAAAGAACAAUAGCCUUAAUUUGCACAAGAAAACAACAAACUCAAGGAUUCUGUAGUUGUAGUAAAAUGACGUCAUCGUGCAAUUGUAUCGGGAAAUAUCCAAUUUGUUUAAAGUAUCCUCCGUUUUUAACGAUUGUUUAUCCUUUACAAAACAAGUUAAUUAUAAAGUAAGCUAUAUGGCGAAAAACUACCGUAUGCACUUUUGUUAUCGCCGAACAAUCCGUCUGAAGCAGCAAAACCUCUCUUGCAAUAAAAAGACAAAUUACACAAGACAUAAAUUUACUACUCACAAAAACAACCGCUGCCAGGUCUUCUCAACAAGCCGUAAUGACUAGACACUGUUCGUAAAUGUUGUUAUUCGCUAAAUAAAAGAAAAUUUUCUAGAUUUCGCCUAGCAAAAUAUAAACGUCUUUUCAGCACUGGAAACGACUUCUUACGAACAUACGAGUAUUUUAACUUUAGGUGGACUUUAAGACUCUUUUACCUUUGUUUCUGCUUAGUUUUCAUUGAUCGUUAACGAAUAAAUAAGCAAAUUUUCUUUCUUAGUUUUACAGAAAGAGUUUUCUUUCAAACUAGACGAUUGUGGCGUGUUUCACAGUUUGUAAGCAGCCAAUAGAAGCGUUUGUUUUUCUGUGUCGCGCGUUACGGGAAUUUUGCAGUUAAUUAAAAAGCAAGCAUUUUUUGUCAGCUAUGUUAUAAAAUAAUUUGCUCAUGCUUUUAGCUGUGCGUUUAUAGGGUUAUGGAUGCACUUGGGAAGUUUGGAGAGGACUCAAAAAUCUAGAGUUGCUCGAGGCGCAACUCUUACGCAUCUUUCGUACUCUCCAAACUUCUCGCGUGCAUCCAUAACUCGAUAUACGCACGCUAAGCAUGAACAAAUUCUUAACUUUUCAACUAAAGCAAAUCGUUGUGUUUUUGAACUAAGGGUUCCGUGUGUGAAGUUAUUUCAUUGCGUAAAUGCGACCGAGUUUGAUUAUGGAAUUACAACCGGUUCAUAGUACUGCAUGCAGUUGAUAGUUUGAACAUUAAACAUGAAUUGCGAUGGAAAAAAGUAAAGCCAUACUGUAUCACGCAGACAUUUCGAAACGAUAUUUCUUGGUUUGCCACUUGAAAAUCGUGUUUAACUUUUUGCAUGAAUUGAAGCAAAGGAGUAGUGACGUCACUGGACGGCAUUAACGGCGAGUCGAUUCAGACGUUUCUGAGGGAGUAAUAACGACUCGAAGUAAUCGGAUGAAAUCCAGGCUAUCAAAAUCCUUGUUAGCAGAACACCUUCCGUUUCAGUGAAUUAUUCUAUGAAUAGAUUAAUUAAAUGGAAACUACAGGAUCGUUUAGACAGGAUCACUAUUUAUUAUAAUGCUUUCAUCGGCCUGUGCUCAUCGAUGCCUUGUUACAACCUGAUAAAUUACGAAUUGUCAAAUUUUGUUAGCUAUCAUGAGCUAUCUCUGACAAACCCUUUCAACCUGACUUUACUUGGCUUUUCUUACGUUUUCUAUGUUUCAUAGCUACUUCACUACUUCAUUUACGACUAAUCUCUAUUCUAAGGCCUGUUUGCUGCAGCUCACGACCUCAACUUUGAGUGGAUCGUCAUUAAAGGGAUUUCGGAUUACGCGGCUGGCAGUAAAUCAAAGGAGACAUCUUGGAGGCCAUUUGCAAGUUUAAUGGCAGCUUCAGUAACGGCUCAUAUGCUCAGCGAUGCCUUCAUUUUUCAAGACUGGCCUCACUUUGAGUGCAGAAGUAAGUACUGA